Messenger RNA from Temnothorax curvispinosus, 2442 nucleotides. Its product is annotated as collagen alpha-1(IX) chain-like. Lineage: Eukaryota; Metazoa; Arthropoda; Insecta; Hymenoptera; Formicidae. The transcript is spliced from 16 exons. Bases 185 to 2182 code for a protein of 665 amino acids. The record is from RefSeq and is a predicted model, not a curated record.
AUGUCUCUGAUGUUCAAACAAAAACAAUUCGUAUCGUAUUGUUGACAUAUGUUAUUCGUAUAGGGAUCAGAAAAAAAGGAUACGGUGAACCGUUACCCGAAACGUAUUUCAUAACACGUUAUGGAUCCUGCAGACAUUCCCGAGUCUAUUGUGGCUAACAGAUUCACAGAUAAUAAUCUUUAGCAUGUUAGAGUUAGUCAAAAUCACCCAGAUAGCAAAACAUAUGAAAGUUAAAUCGGCUGCGAGCUUCAAUUGUUCGUUAAAGCGAUAUGGUUUACGUAAAAAUGCUGAAUUGUUAAUCAGAGGGCCUAAAGAAAGCAGUCUAACAAAACAAAACGGAUGUAGAUUUAUUCGGUUGCGGCAAAUGUAUCUGCAAACAUGGAUAUUCGCGAUAGCGCAUAUAAUUACUUAUGCUCAAUAUACCAUCGCCAAACGCGGAUUAUGCAACGGCUACAAGUCUGGCGAGGAUGAUCUUCAGACAUUCGACUUUAUUAGCAAGCUGAAAUUGGAUCUGCUAGAUGCCCGUUACAACGGCAUGACGAAGGUUCGGGGCAGCAAUCGCAUGCAGACUGCAUACCGGCUGGAAAGAGACACUGAUGUCACCCUCCCGACGAAGAACAUCACACCGAACGGGCUUUCAGAGGAGUUCUCUUUGGUGUAUACGUUGAGAGCUAGAAAAUCACCGAAGUAUCCUUGGCACAUCAUUAAGAUCGUGGACGCGAAAGGCGACGCUCAGCUUCUCAUCACGAUGAAUUCCAGGAAGCGAACACUGGAUUUUUCAUCGAUCGACCAUGAGGGAAAAUUACAGACGGUCUCUUUCGUGAAUGAUCGCGUGUUCGACAGGGGUUGGCACAAGGUAAACUUCGGGGUGUUCAAGGAUAAGCUGGUUCUUAACGUCGACUGCGAAUUCGCUGGCGUGGAAGAUCUAAAACCGCGCGGGCCGAUUAAAGUCGAUGGGAACAUAUCGAUAGCCAAAAUGAGCAAUAGUAAGAUAACUGUACCGAUCGACGUGCAAUGGAUGGUUCUAAACUGCGAUCCAACGAGACACGAGAGAGAAACGUGCGAAGAGCUACCGAAGACCAUAGCCGCAGCCUCUCUGCUUCAAAUAACACCCAGCUGUGACACGAUUUGUCCGCAAGGACCACAUGGAUUCAACGGUACAGACGGAUUGCCCGGUCCACCCGGAGCUCCGGGAUCAAUUGGUGCGUCAGGCUCGCCUGGAUUUCCAGGUCCGCGUGGCCCGCCGGGAGAACAAGGAAGAACAGGAGCCCCAGGUAACACUGGUGCCAGAGGUUUUCCGGGAUUGCAAGGUUCAAAAGGAGCGAUCGGACCCGCGGGACCGUCGGGAUUACCAGGAUCACCAGGACGAAAGGGUGAAAGAGGGGAUAUGGGAUUUCCGGGUUUGAAAGGAGAUCAGGGUCCUCGAGGAUUUCCGGGUCCGCCAGGGAAUAUGAGCGAUUUUCUUUAUCCUGUUGGAUCACCAGGAUACAAGGGUGAGAAAGGUGAACGGGGAGACAAUGGUGUUCAAGGACAGCCGGGUGAGAAAGGCGAACCUGGAGACAAAGGAUAUCCGGGAUUAGAUGGAUCUCGCGGUCGUGACGGAGCGCCUGGAUUGCAAGGUUCCCCCGGGAACAGAGGACAAACGGGAUUACCCGGCCUUCAAGGUCCACCAGGCCAUAGUAUAAGUGAGGCAGAAAUUCGCGAUAUCUGCGCCACUGUUCUGAGAGAAAGACUGAAUGAACUAACAGAGGGUCUACGAGGGCUACCCGGAUUACCGGGACCGGCUCGACACGGCCGUCCCGGUCGAGCCGGAAAGCGGGGCAUCCCAGGCGACCCGGGCCCACCGGGUUUACCAGGGGAACGUGGAUUCGUCGGUUUACCUGGCUCGCAGGGUCCCAUCGGUCCGCAGGGACCACCUAGUGAACGUGGAGAAAAGGGGGACAGAGGUCCCGAGGGAAUCGGUUUGGAAGGUCCGCCUGGUCCACCGGGUCUAUCAGGGCCUCCUGGUAAUGACGGCGUUGGUUUACCUGGAAGACAGGGAGAUAGAGGUGAACCAGGCAGACCAGGUGUUCCUGGUGCGAGGGGACCGCCAGGAGUGCAGGGACCGCCCGGAUACUGCGAAUUCUGCAAUUAUCCUGGCAGCAAUUACCUGCACAAUCGUGGCAAUGAGAAAGGUCCUUAAUCAGCAGGAACCAAUAUUUCUAUAUGCGUAGCAGAAGGAACGUUGCGGAGAAAGAUUAUAAAACAAAAUUAUCAUUCGAUGUAUCUUCUGACAUUGAGCGUUUUUAUAAUUUAGUAACAUCGAACUGAAAAUCUCUCACGACGAAGCACUGCCACGUAAAGCUAGCGUUUCUCUAAAUUACAAUUUAGCUUACUUUGAUCAGAGGUUUCUCUCUGCUUUGAUGUAUUAUUUAAUAAAGCUUAUUGCUUCUUGAUGCGUAA